AUGUUACCACAGCUAUGCACGUUGAAGCAGGCCACGGGCAUUGCAGACUUUCUUUUGGCUAUCCCAGGUGUAUUGUUUUUUAAUACUCUUGGACAGGUGGAAGGCCAGUUUUUGUUGUGGUUGUUGUUUAUGGCAUCGCCAAAUAAUUCAAUCGAGGCGAAGCCAACACCAGCAGCAACAAUCAGAAGACAGCAGUGCUCUUUUUUAUUCCCCGAAUUUAAAGGCCAGGCUCAGAACCACCAGCGAUGGGCGAUGCACCCGUGCUACUGGAGGAAUGGUAGUGUACUGAUAGCCGGUGGGCUUUUUCAUUUGACCCUCUGUCUCAUGUUCAUCGUGCGCACUGAAUUGUGGAUGUGUCGACUGCCGAAGAAUCAUAUGGGCACAAUGAGUAACUUCAUUGAAUUUCAUUUUAUCUCCCUGCACAGGUUGCAUCUUAACGUUCCGACGUUUGCGGAAUUGUUCAAAGAAAGGGCGACCGCGCCUUUUUUCGUGUUCCAAGUUUUUUGCGUCGCGUUAUGGUGUCUAGACGAAUACUGGGUGUAUCCGAUGCUAACUCUCUCAAUGCUGUGUUUAUUCGAGGCUGGCUUGGUACACCAACAGCUAAAAAAUAUGACGGAGAUAAGAUCGAUGGGAGCCAAACCCUACCACAUAUAUGUUUACCGACAGAAGCGAUGGACACGCAUAAUGAGUGACAAACUGGUUGCCGGUGAUAUCGUAUCGGUUGCCGAUGGGAAUCAGAAAUUUUUGAUCCCAUGUGACUUACUUCUUGUCCGGGGAACUUGCGUCAUUGAUGAAUCGAUGCUGACUGGGGAGUCGGUUCCCGUAAGCAAGGCAAGUGGAUGUAAAUGGUCAUCUUUUAAGGAACCUUGCGAAGCUCUUCGGCCUGACGAGCAGUUCACAUUUGAUGAAGGUCACAAAUCCCAGGUGCUGUUCGGUGGCACAAAAGUUGUGCAGUUCAAUCCGCCCUUGAAAUCUUCAAACCAAUUGAAAGAACGCAUUGAAGUGUUACUUCUACCCUAUUUCUAUUUAGCUCCAGACAACGGCUGCAUUUGCUUUGUUCUUCGUACCGGAUUGAGCACGUCACAAGGACGACUUCUCAAAACCAUCAUGUAUAGCGUAAAGACCGUGACAGCAAACAAUCUGGAAACCUUCUUGUUCAUUGCAUUUCUCCUCAUCUUUGCCGUCGUAGCCUCUGUGUACGUUUGGGUGGAAGGUUCUGUUGAUCCUCGUCGUAACAGAUACAAACUGUUUCUCGAAUGCACACUGAUUCUCACGUCAGUAAUACCGCAAGAAUUACCGAUCGAACUUUCGCUCGCCGUCAAUUCUUCACUUGUAGCUCUGUCUAAGCUCAUGGUUUACUGUACAGAACCGUUCCGAAUUCCGUUUGCUGGCAAAGUGGAUGUUUGUGCCUUUGACAAAACCGGCACUUUAACAGAAGAUACGGUCGUUGUAGAGGGCAUCUCCGGCUUAAAUGAUCAGCCUGCAAAUAAAUUGGUACCUGUUCAACGAUGUCCCCUCUCUUCGGUACAAGUGCUUGCCAGCUGUCAUUCUUUGGUGCACACACCGUCCGGGUUGGUCGGUGAUCCAAUGGAGAAGGCUAUGCUGUCAUCCACCGGUUGGUCCUUGAACAAUGAUGAUACCGUAUCUGGGCGAACUGUGCCGCGCAGUCCGCCUUUGCGCAUCUGCCAUCGGUUCCGUUUUAGCAGCACUUUGCGACGGAUGUCUGUGGUGGUUAGUCAUCAACUUCCAUCCAGUGUCGAUCAGACGUACCUGGCCUGUGUAAAAGGCUCUCCUGAGGCAAUUCUACCCAUGUUGAUAGAUGCACCCCCGGACUAUGACGAGGCCUACCUAACUAUGGCUCGCCGUGGUGCUCGUGUCCUGGCUUUGGGGCAGAAGUCUUUAGGACAGUUAACCCAUCAACAAGUCAGAGAUCUUACCCGUGAAGAGGUUGAAUGUGGACUCACCUUCUGUGGUUUUGUACUCAUCUCCUGUCCGCUGAAGCCAGAUUCCAAAGAGGUUGUUCGUGUACUUCGUGAAUCUAGUCACCAUGUCACUAUGAUUACUGGUGACAACCCACUCACUGCAUGUCAUGUUAGCACGGUACUGGAACUGGUUCGGCCAGAUACGCAUGUUCUUAUUCUAACGCCUCCAAACGCCUUAGCGGAUGAAUGGCAUUGGCAGUCUGUCGACGAUUCUGUGGUUUUGCCCGCGCUCACCAAAGAAAGCUCGUCCCCUCAGGCUAUCCGUCAGUUGGCAUCCAAAUAUGAUUUGUGCCUUACCGGUGAAGGAGUGGAUGCAUUAGCGCGCACUUCUCCAAAUCUCCUUCGUAUUCUCAUCCCCAAAGUUAAAAUUCACGCACGUGUGAUCCCAAAACAAAAAGAAGAGAUUCUGGUAGAACUCAAACGACUGGGCUACGUCACUCUGAUGUGCGGCGACGGAACUAAUGAUGUGGGCGCAUUGAAACAAGCGCACGUUGGUGUGGCUCUUCUGAAUGAUGUCGACUCCAUCGGGCCGGACCCUGAGAAGAAAGCUCUACAAACGCCAAAUCUUCCGACCCGAAAACGGGAACAAAACUCGAUUCAGUCUCGUGGAGAUGGCAAAGGCACAUUCAAUUCACGUUUGGCCUCUUUGACUGCUGUGGAGGCCGAACAGGAUGCCUCGGUGGUUCGCUUAGGCGAUGCCAGUAUUGCUGCUCCAUUCACUGUCAAAAUGUCCUCUCCUUCCGGCGUUUGUCAGAUCAUAAAACAAGGACGAUGCACCCUGGUUACGACGUUACAAAUGUACAAAAUCCUGGCAAUCAAUGCCUUGGUGUCUGCCUACAGUUUUUCCGUAUUAUUUCUGAAAGGAUUCAAAACUUCCGAUGCCCAGGCUUCUAUUCAGGCGAUUCUCCUGUCCGCGUCGUUUCUAUUCAUCUCCCGCUCGAAGCCUUUGAAAACCCUUUCCUACCAACGCCCGAUUCCGAACAUCUUCAACGUGUAUACGCUACUCACAGUGACGUUACAGUUUCUUGUCCACUUUUCCGUCCUGUAUACUCUUACCUCGGAGGCCGAAGUCCGAAUGCCUGUCAAGGAGGAUGAUUUCAUUGACGUGCAUGCUGAGUUUGAGCCUUCCAUAUUGAACACGGUUGUUUACUUGAUAUCAACGGGAAUGCAGAUUUCAACGAUUGCUGUCAACUACAAAGGGCAUCCAUUCAUGGAAUCUUUGACAGAAAACAAACCGAUUAGCAUUUCUUUGGGAGUUGCCACUGGGGGUGUGAUCCUUCUCGCCCUGGGCGUAUUUGCUGAGCCGUUGCGUCUCAUUCCCUUGGAUCCUCAAUUGCGCCUCACAUUCCUCAAAGCACUGGCUUUCGACUUCAUCGGAACCUGGCUCGUGGAUCGCAUCCUUGUGUUAGUCUUCGGGCGUGUACACAAAAAAGCACUGUGAUACCCCGGGACCGUUCAUUAUCCCGUUGUGAAAUGCCUUUUGUGCUGCCCACUUUCAACCAAUGGCUGUUCUCACCCCAACAGCCAAAUCAAAUCGCCGCACUCCGUACUCCCACCGGCUGAUGGUUUAUACUUUCUAUGUGUCACAUUUUCUUUAGGCUGCAACUAUCCCCGGAUUUUGUGUGUCUGUGUGCUAAGAUUUCAUUCGUACUUUUAAUAACUGACCAUCCCCUGGUCAAAACGGGCGCUGUACCCCUUGGACAUUUUGUCGUUCCCUAAGUGAUGCUCUGCCGAAUUCCCAUGUUUUAUAACCCAUUUGUCAAACUUGUUUGAAAUUCCUCACUCAAUGUGGACGGAUAUUCGUAGUGUGUCUUGACUAAUUGUGUGCAACUUUGUUGACGUGAGAAAACUUGAAACCCUUCCUCUUGAAAGUGUACACCAUGUCACCUAUUUAGGAACCCUUGUCGUAUUGUAUUGGCUGUAAAACACGUGUUUACAACUGAAAACUGC
Opisthorchis viverrini is the source of this 3932-nucleotide messenger RNA. RefSeq lists its product as hypothetical. Gene Ontology annotation, molecular function: ATP binding; ATP hydrolysis activity; P-type ion transporter activity. Bases 1 to 3423 code for a protein of 1140 amino acids. Lineage: Eukaryota; Metazoa; Platyhelminthes; Trematoda; Opisthorchiida; Opisthorchiidae. The transcript is spliced from 17 exons. Gene Ontology annotation, biological process: intracellular calcium ion homeostasis. The record is from RefSeq and is a predicted model, not a curated record. Gene Ontology annotation, cellular component: endoplasmic reticulum membrane.